Messenger RNA from Pristis pectinata (smalltooth sawfish), 1121 nucleotides. RefSeq lists its product as uncharacterized. Gene Ontology annotation, molecular function: monoatomic cation channel activity. NCBI's taxonomy places the organism in Eukaryota, Metazoa, Chordata, Chondrichthyes, Rhinopristiformes, Pristidae. The record is from RefSeq and is a predicted model, not a curated record. The transcript is spliced from 2 exons. The coding region runs from base 68 to 748 and encodes 226 amino acids.
CGCGCAUUGACUUGCUGUAGGGCUUGAUUUACUGAGUGUGUUGAGACAGGCUCCCACCAAAGCUACCAUGACAAAGAAAGAUGCCUUCAAGAAGCUAAAAGACAUCUAUUUCAAAAAAGCUGAGUCCACGUUGCCGGUAGCGGCGGGUACCAUUGUAAGUGGAAUCCUUUAUGGAGCGGAAUAUCUGAUGGAGAAAGAGAUUCCGUGUCCCCGUGACCUUCAACUGAAUGUUCGCCACACAGUCCUCGCUUUCUUUGCCCCGGCGGCCUCGCUGUUUCUGAUCAGUCUGCUGGUGUUACCCGAUGCGCGGAAAGUGGUGACUUGCCGGGUCAGCUUUGAAUCCCCGAGUACCUGCAGAUGCCAGUGUUGUCAAAAUUGCGCGGCGAGUAACUUCGGCACCUGCAUGAGGGUGUUUUACUUUUGCCUGUACACACUGCUGAAAGUAUUGUUCCCAUCCAUCCUGUGGAUCGUCAUUCUCUUCGCGGACGGGGAUUACUACGCCUGUGCAAAUUUAAAGGAAGAGUACUGGAAGACGAACAUUCAGAAUUACAACGUCUCUUGCGCUUCCAUUCCCAAACUAAUCCCGUCCGAGCUCAGCAAACUUUGCGUAGAUUCGCAGAUAAUCGGCGGCAUUUUACUGGUGUUAACCCUGUCUGUGCUGGUCGUUCUUCACUUUCUUCCUGGGUGUAUUUGUUCUGAGGAGCAACAAGCAAAGGCCGGGGAAGAUGUAGAAAUGGAGAUGAUGUAGAGACUGGGAAACCCACAGCAGUGUCCGAAAACAGGCGGAGAAUGGACGUUAGCGCAAAACAGUCCAAAACUUCCCAAUAUGAGACGGAUGGAUCUGCAUGUGUUGUGCAAUGUGCUGAGGCUGGGAUGACCCUCUUGCUCCCUCCUCCGGACGAUUCCGAGGAACAAUCCGCCCACUGAAAGUGCAUCCGGUUCCUGUGGCCAGGAACAGCUCAAGAUCUUGGGAAUUAAAAUUGCCCUGAAAUUGAAAUGGUUCAGAAGAGUUAUACAUAUAUAACAUCAGUUUGAUUCCUUUCAAACCUUUUUAUUCACAGUCUCACCUCGUUUUUCUAUCAUAUUAAUCUGUUGCUUCUUGUAUUCGUGUUGUUAUUUGU